This is a messenger RNA of Neoarius graeffei (lesser salmon catfish), 4350 nucleotides long. RefSeq names its product sorting nexin 17 (gene snx17). Gene Ontology annotation, molecular function: phosphatidylinositol binding. Bases 646 to 2181 code for a protein of 511 amino acids. NCBI's taxonomy places the organism in Eukaryota, Metazoa, Chordata, Actinopteri, Siluriformes, Ariidae. The transcript has 16 exons. Gene Ontology annotation, cellular component: early endosome. Gene Ontology annotation, biological process: intracellular protein transport; signal transduction. The record is from RefSeq and is a predicted model, not a curated record.
ACACAUUGAAUAUAUUAUCGAGCUUCGGUGGAGUGAGGGCAGAGGGAAGGUGUUGUGAUGGUAGUCAGGCUCUUUCUUUAGCGGGUUUGGUAAAGAUGAAACGUAGGGAAGAGUAGGUUUUGGUGAACAAGUGGCAGACGGAUAUAUUUUUCUUGUUUUUGCUGUUUCAUUUCCUUUGGGGCUGAAACGGGGGCUUUAUUGCAGGCUGUGAUGUAGUGUUUAGAAGUUGAUCUGCUCUGGGCUUCGAUCAAAAACGUUGUUGUUGAUGUUGAUUUCUGCUGUGUUUGUAAUUUGCACUGGAUAAGCAGAUUUGGAUAAACAGGCUGGUAAAGAGCCAACAAUGAAGGCGGAAUUACUUCCAAUUGCAACAUGGCUGCUGCUGCCCAGACCUUUAUGGGAGAAGUUUAGUCCCUAACGCGAAAACAACAACAAUAACAACAACAACAACAAGUUUUGUUUAAUGUUUAUCUUUUCUCCAAAGCUCAGCACUUGUUUGAAUUAAGACAUUGCUUUGGAUUGUAAGAGCCAACCAAGGGCGACUUGGAUCCAACAUCUGUGGCUGUGAUCGCAAGACCUUACGUUACUUGUAACGUCUGAUCUGAUCUGAUCUUUUGUCUCAUCUCUGUGUUUUAUUGAGAAAAAAAAAUGCAUUUUUCUAUCCCUGAGACUGAGGUUCGCUCCUGUGAAAAUGGAUCUACAUAUGUGGCCUACAACAUCCAUGUCAACGGGGUCCUGCACUGCCGCGUGCGCUACAGCCAGCUCUUAGGCCUGCAUGAACAGAUCAAAAAAGAGUAUGGAAACAAUGUGGUACCUGCCUUUCCCCCAAAGAAGAUCUUCACACUCACGCCAGCAGAGGUGGAGCAGCGUAGAGAGCAGCUGGAAAAGUACAUGCAAGCUGUGCGUCAGGAUCCUCUGCUGGGAGCCAGCGAAAUGUUCAACAGCUUUUUACGAAAAGCUCAACAGGAGACACAACAGAUCCCCACUGAAGAGGUCCAGCUGGAGGUGCACUUAUCCAACAGCCAGAAGGUCAAAGUCAACAUUUUGACGUCUGACCAAACUGAAGAUGUCCUUGAGGCAGUCGCAUCGAAACUGGAGCUGCCCGACGAGUUGGUGGGCUAUUUCAGCCUCUUCCUGGUUCAGAAUGGGGUGAACGGUGGCUGCACAUACAGGGCGGACGGACCAGGGCAUUCGCCCGCCUGGCCGUGCCCGACGAGGAACGCUCUCGGCCGGCUUGGGAGGCAGACGGCAGCCCCUCCUGGAAGUGUGGUUUUACCAUGGGCCUCAUGCGUUGUGAGAAAGCUGCAGGAGUUUGAGCUGCCCUACGUGUCGGUCACCAGUUUGCACAAUCCCGACUACCACAUCGUCCUCCGCAAAAGUUAUUGGGACAUGGCAUACGACAGUGAUGUAAUGGAGGAUAGUGUGGGUCUUAACUUGUUAUAUUCUCAGACGGUGUCUGACAUUGAGCGAGGCUGGAUUCUUGCCAACAAAGACCAGCACAGGCAGCUGAAAUCACUGCAGGAGAAAGGCUCGAAGAAAGAGUUCAUCAGACUGGCUCAGACCCUGAAGUACUUUGGCUAUAUAAAGUUUGAUCCCUGCAUCACGGAUUUUCCCGAAAAAGGUUGCCACGUCAUCGUCAGCGCCGGCAACAACGAGCUCAACUUUCACGUCAAACUACCCAACAACCACAUGAAGGAAGGCAGCUUUAAAGUCACACGCAUGAGGUGCUGGCGAGUCACUUCAUCUCAAGUCCCAGUGGCCAACGGCACCGCCAAUCCCUGCACCUCGAGCAAGUGCGAGAUCAAACUGGAGCUGGCUUUCGAGUACCUGAUGAGCAAAGACCGUCUGCAGUGGGUCACCAUCACAAGUCCACAGGCAAUCAUGAUGAGCAUCUGUCUCCAGUCCAUGGUGGAUGAACUGAUGGUGAAGAAGUCUGGGGGAAGCAUUAAGAAAAAGAAACGUCUUAAUGGCUCCAUCCAUCGAUCCAACAGCCAGCAAGCUGUGAAAUCUCCUCCAUUACUGGAUUCUCCUGAUGCGAAUCGGGAGCAAGUGGUCAAGCUCUCGACCAAGCUGAGUUCUGUCUCCCUGCGCGGGAUCAGCGCCUCAAACUCGGCCAACGAUCUCAGUGGCAGCGAUUUUCACGGAAACUAUGCCUUCGAGGGCAUUGGGGACGAUGACCUGUGACGCUCCUCUCGGACUGAAGCACAGGACAGCUGAGCCAAGCCGAGCAGGUUCGAGUGGAGGGGACGCUUCCGAUUCUGCAAGAUUCGAACACACUUACUUACAGCAUUUCUCCAACGGUCCAAAACAUCCUUACACGCCACAAAUUAAGGCUAAGGGUCUGCAUGUAAUGCGAGGUCAAUUUUAAAUAGGCGUACCACAACCACAAUACAUUGUACCCGACGCCGUAUACACAGUAUGAUGUAAGCAAAAUCGAGAUAUCAAAGAUGCACUGACUGACAUAAGCUAUAUUAAAAGUCAUAGUGUGAUGGUAAUCCUACUGACAUCCUCUGGUGUCUCCGUUAGCUUCUGUUGCCAGGAUCGGCCGUCAAUCAAGGUCGCGCGUGCGUUCACGGUAAUACAUUUUGUCCAUGAGUGAAUCAGACUGCAAAAUCCAAUCCAAAUCCAUUACAGUUCAUCAGCCUCAGUGUUGAAUCCAUACAUUCCAGGGAAAAAAAACCAAACUACAUUCAGUAUUUUUACCUGUUGCACCCUUUAAUCAAACGCAGAGCUGCAUAGUCUGAGUGUCAAAUCAUUUCCUGCAUCCGUGAAAGAAGUGUCUCGAAGAAAUAUUUAUUGGCUGCAACAAAAGCUGCUUCCUAACAUUAACCUCUACUGAACAGUACUUCGUUUUUCGAGACUCAAAGCUGUGCUUUCUCAUCCUCUAUGCUGUAACCAAUGAUUAAGCAUUAACGAGCUUCAUGUUGUCUCAAGAUGGCUGCAAUGAAAGUAGAUCUGAGAACACUGAUUCGAAGAAGUACAAACCUGAUCAAUUCAGCUGCCUAAAGCUGUACAUGCAGAUUUCGGUUUAAGUCUACUCUGUAUUUCAUCCGUUACAGAGUUCAGAACAAAUCACAGCCUUCAUCUGCAGUGUGCAAUCCUCGCCUGGGGUUAUUUUAUUUUAUUUUUCCCCCCCUUUGGGCCUGCCAUUAUCGAACAGGGGCGUUUCAGAGCUUUCCAAACUCGUCACGGCUUCAUAAGUAGCGAGUAGAAAUUGUUAUACGGGUUCUGAAUAUAAAUUUAAUUAGAUCUUCACACAAAGCCAUAGCAUAGCCGUUUUUUUGUUUGUUUGUUUGUUUUGCGCCGACUCCUUUGCCUUAGUGACUGAACCGCCUUACAUUUCAAGCUCGUCCGUUUUAAAGUAAUUUCAGUGAUAGGUCCUCGUCAACGUAAGCGCUGGUGAGAAAUCUUGCAGAAUUUUUAGAAAAUUCUGUUGGUGUCGGUCCGAACCGCUUGCACAUGCUGAACCCAUGACUUUGCACAAUAUUCUAGACAGAUGGCGUGAUUCAUCAUGGAAAACAUUUCAGAACCAUAUGCGCAUGGUGUUGAAGCGUAUUGUUGUUUUUUUCCCCCCUUCUCUCAUCUUUGCAACCAAUAUUUUGUACAAGGUUUCUCAUAAAUGCCAAAAUUCUAGUUUACUAAAAGCAUUUUGCACAAAAACAUUUAAAAAUCAUGGUAGUCACUUUUAUGAAUGUGUACAUGCAAAUAAAAAGUAUUCGUUUUACUAAUUAUGUAUUAUCAUUUAGUAUAUUCUAAUCAAAUGCAGUAGACCAACUAUAUCUAAGCUGUGUAAAAAUGAGUAAAUAAAAACAUACCGCUGUUUACAGAACUGUAGAAAAUCGAGUAGAAUUUGAAAGUGUUUACAAAUUCCACAUUUGAAAUUUUUUUUUUUUAAAUUAAAUCCUAGACCAGUUUGUGCUUUAUAAAAUAUGUUGUAGCAAUCAUCUCAGAGGACCAGGUGGAAAAGGAGGUGGGGGGGGUUAUUUUAUUUUAUUUUUCAGCCUGGUCGGGUUUUUUUUUUUUUUAAAUCCUUGUAUGGCCAAUAAAGUCAAUCUGAGCAAAUGAGAAGCUUCAUUCCAGAGCCGUGUACUCCGGUGGGAGUUGUUUACCCAAUCACCCAAGUUGUGAGAUUUGUCUAGGUCUGGAGGUGUGAAAAGCUCAUCCUCAUCUUAAUUGUAAAGAGCGAAUGUGUUCGCUGCCCUAUUAUGAUGUGUGUGUCAACUUCAGUAUGUUCACCAGCAUAUCUACAAGGGGUUAAUGGUAUAUAUUCUUAAUGUCGCACAGAGCCUAGCCGUUCUUUAAACAUUUAAAAGCAAUGUCAUGGAUUUCAAUAAAUGUAGGUGCCAAAAAUCA